AAUAUUUUGUCUGGGCAUCGGAUCUAGCAUGCUGCAGCACGGUUUGCAUCGAAGACUAAGUUGGGAUUUGUUUUCGUAUCCAUUUAUUCAUUUUGAUUUUUAGGCAUAAUUAAAAAUGAUUUGAUUUGACAUAAAAUUUCCUUAAUAUUUUAUAGAUGACGACACAAUAGCCUUGCCGCCUUUGGUUUCAGACCUAUAAGAAGUUGUAGUGAUUCCCUGUGUCUCACCUCUCAAUUACUUGUGGGCAUCACAUAUACUUGGGGACACGCUUUUGGACUUUAACCUGUUCACAACCGUCUAUAAAAGGGAAAUUGUUCUGUUGAGAAUUGCUGAGAUUUUGGAUUUGCAAUUCAGACGGGAAACACAAAUCUUAGCAGGAUUGCAAAUUGAUCAAAAUGUCCUUUGAGGAGUUGUCAGGCAGCUGCACUGACGGGAUAGUGAUUUGCUUAUUAUAUCUAAAAGAGAGGGCUCAGAGCAUAGCAGGGGUAGCACUGGAAACAAUGGGAACUUCUGACUGUGGAGUUUUCAAGGAUGAGGAAUGCCGAGACAAGCAGGCUGCCUUGUAUUUAAAGACAAUUGCCAUUUUUGUGAUUCUCGUAUCAGGUGCUUUUGGAGUGGCAUUGCCUCUUUGUGGAAGGAGAUUGAACUUUAUCAGGACAAGUGGAAACUUUUUUGUGAUCGCUAAGGCCUUUGCUGCCGGAGUUAUUCUAGCAACAGGUUUUGUUCAUAUGCUAUCAGAUGCUGAAGCAGCUCUUACUGAUGAGUGUUUGCCAGAUAUGCCAUGGUCAAAAUUUCCAUUUUCUGGUUUUAUUGCAAUGUUGGCUACAUUGUGCACUCUUUUAGCCGACUUUUUGGGGACACAAUAUUAUGAAAGGAAACACCUGAAGGAGCAGAAUGGUGUCAUAACAAGCGGCCAUAUUGAGGAACAGCAGAAUUGGCCUGAAUUAAUGCCUGCUUCAUCUGUUGAGGAUGGAAAUGAAAAGACGCCAGAUGAAGAACAUGGUGACAGACACAUGCAUAUUGUAGGUAUGCGUGCUCAUGCAGCAUCCCAUAGUCAUAGUCAUCCCCAUGGUCAUCAUUCUUGUGAAGAUGAAACACAUGAGCAUGUUCAUAAGCAAUUUGGGCAUACACAUACAGAACACAUUGUGACUGAACCUUCUCAAAACAUUCGACAUAUUGUAGUUUCCCAGGUUCUAGAAAUGGGAAUCGUCUCACAUUCAGUUAUCAUUGGUCUUUCGCUUGGAGUUUCUCAGAGUCCAUGUACAGUUAGACCCCUAAUGGGAGCAUUAUGCUUUCAUCAAUUUUUUGAAGGCUUUGCACUCGGAGGCUGUGUUUCUCAGGCAGGUUUCAAAUCUCUCUCAGCUACCAUCAUGGCCUCUUUCUUUGCAAUCACUACUCCUGUAGGAAUUGGCAUUGGUAUUGGAAUAUCUUCCAUAUACAAUCCAAAUAGCCCAAGAGCACUUGUUGUGGAGGGUAUAUUUGAUUCUAUAUCUGCAGGAAUUCUCAUAUAUAUGGCUUUGGUAGAUCUCAUUGCAGCAGAUUUUCUCAGCAAGGGAAUGUGUUGCAAUCCAAGAUUGCAGGUUGUAUCAUACAUUGCCUUAAUUAUAGGUGGUCUUAUGAUGUCAUCCCUUGCAAUAUGGGCAUGAAAUAUCAUUAUUCCCCAGUUGUGAAUAUUGAGCAUCUUUAUUUCACAUUUGAAUAGACAUUACGUGCUUUCUCCAGGCAGAGCUCAGAGGGAAAGUUAUCAUGUACAGUAUGAAGGAAUAUGGUUCGUGAACUGGUGCAUUUACUUGGCUUGGCACAAAUAACCUAAUGCUGCUUAGAGAUGCUCACAGUUACUCGAUGGCUGAUCCAAACAUUUUAUUUUUGAACGUCUGCAUUAGGAGUUAAAUGAUCAACCCAAGUAUGCUUUCUUGAUUUCAUCAUUUGUUGGCGUCUCCAAAACGGGGGCAGCGGAAGAGUUUUGAAGUUGCAUUCUGUCCGGAGAAGCACUAUAUAACUCUUGACAACUAGUAAUUAUUGGCUUUCUGAUUUGUUUAAAGCUGUAUUUGUCAAACGGGCAGCUGAGCUAAAAAUUAGAUGCGGACAGAAAAUUAUACAUUCUUUGUUAUCAUGCAACAAAUUAUUGAUUCCUGGAUGUCAGUGUAUCACAGGUUACUUAAAUAAUAUGACCAAAUAUCUCGACUA
Messenger RNA from Cryptomeria japonica (Japanese cedar), 2187 nucleotides. RefSeq names its product zinc transporter 4, chloroplastic. Bases 396 to 1646 code for a protein of 416 amino acids. Lineage: Eukaryota; Viridiplantae; Streptophyta; Pinopsida; Cupressales; Cupressaceae. Gene Ontology annotation, cellular component: plasma membrane. Gene Ontology annotation, biological process: zinc ion transmembrane transport. The record is from RefSeq and is a predicted model, not a curated record. Gene Ontology annotation, molecular function: zinc ion transmembrane transporter activity. The transcript is spliced from 5 exons.